GAGCGCUGCGCCGCCUGGUGGCAGCGCACUGUACCAAUUACGUGUUCUACGGCGUCCUCCGAUUUUAUUCACGGAAAGUGAAUCGCCAUAUUGCUUCCGUGAAUUCUGUAAAAUAUUUGUGCAUUUCUCUUCUAUUAUGAAUACAAUAUCAAAAUGAAGUGAAAUAAAACAAACCGCUUUCGGUUUAUAACUGCUGACAUACGUUUUUAUGCGACUCGGCCACCGAUUCGUCGCGAAAAAGAGCCGAGCCGCGGGAUAUGUCCUUUGAGAAAAUGGAAGUGGUGAAUCCUGCGGAAAAGGAGGCUAGCGAGGUGUUGCAUUCGCUGCUAUCGGUGGAGCGGCGCAGUGUAGACAGCAAGGAGGCCAUCAUUGUGUCCAUCCCGACGGAGCAGAACGGCGGCGGCGAGUACGGCGAGAACGCGCAGUGGCACACGCCCGUCAUGGGGCAGCACUCCGUUUUCGAGAUAGGAGCAAACCAGAGCAUACAGCAGCACAACUACAAUGGGCACCAGGAGCAGGUUUUAUGGCAAGGCCACACAAUUCAAGUGGAAAAUGGUACAGCAAAUAUACAAACCCUGCAGGCUCAGUACUCCAUUGAGUUUGAACAUCAAGUGGAGACUGAAACUGCUGAAAUGGAAGUAGACACUAAACCCAAAGUAGAGAAGAAAACUGGAAGGAAAAAGAAAAAAAAUGAGUCGGACAGUGAUGAGGAGGUUCUUGAUAAUAAACUGGAGGAUAAUCCUGCGCAGGUAAAAGAAAGGCUAAAGAGAGGCUGUGAUUGUAAAGACAACUGCUAUCGAGGUUUGAAUCCUGAAGCGGUUUAUCGUCACCGACUGAACAUUGCUGAACUUACAAAAAGUGAACAUGACAUGUACCUGAUGGGCAUUACAAUGGCAAGCUUGGCUAACCCUGCCGAGACGUCUCGACAUAAAGUAAGGAGGAGAUUAAGAGCAUGUUAUGUAUAUCAAGGGAGGAAGGUGUGCUUGGAAGCUUUUUUAUAUCUCGAGAAUGUGACACAUUAUCAGUUAAAGCGGAUAAGACAACAUGUCAUGACGCACGGUGUCGCGCCUCGAAUUCACGGCAAUGUUGGCAAGAAGCCGUACAAUACUUUCACACUGGAUAUUUACAAACACGCUACGAAUUUCUUAAAAGAGUAUUUAAAACAACAUGCAAGCUCUCCAAAAGAUGUUCAGCCAUCAGGUGAAGGGGGCAAAAAAGGUAGCAAGACUGUUAUUAUCCAAGGUGAUUCUCGUAAACACCUAUUUGAGGCUUACAAGGAGUAUGGAGAAAUUUUAGAACCCGGCGUCAAGCUUAUGGGUUACUCCACCUUCAGGGCAUUUAUGAAGGACCAGUUUCCGCAUGUUAAAUUCGCGACUAAAAAACAGGAGAUACCUAAAGACAUGGUACCAUUCCGUAGUGGUAAAUGCAUGUCUUACGAUAAAAAUAAAGAUCCUAUUAGGAUACAACAGGAAAAAGAUAAGGCUGAGGCGAAAAAGGCAGCUAUGGAGGCAAAGAAGAAAGAGGAACACGAGAGAGAACAGGCGCAACAGCAAGCCCAGCAACAACAGCAACAACAGCAGCAACAGCAGCAGCAGCAACAAGUGCAACAGCAACAACAGCAGCAAGUGCAGCAGGUACAAGUACAGCAGCACCAACAGAUGCAGAGUCAGCCGCAUGUGGUCAUACACCAACAACAACCACAACAGCAGCAACAAAUGCAACAACAGAUGCUUGUGCCGCAAGUGAGUCAACACCAACAAGUCCUCACCCAGCAAGUUGGUGGUGUACAACAAGUGGGACAGCAACACUGUGUACAAUCACUUGGUGUGUCUGAAGAAGGCGGGCAGCAAGUGGAAAUGGCGCAGCAAGUCAUACCCCUAGCUGUGGUGCAACAGCCACAGCAAGCUUACAUAGUGACUCCGGUGUCACACUUCCAAACACGCGUGCAGGGAACCUGGUAUAGACAUUGACAACCGCAGCAAAUGACUGCUAUCAGAAUUUCAAAUAACGCGCAACAGACUGCAGAAAAAAACAUAUUUACGUAACAAAGAUCUCGUGAUGACUGAACUGUUGUAAUUUGGGACGGUUCCUUGACAAUUUUUGUAAUGAUUCAUUUGAAACGCCACAUGUAACAUUGGCAAUAAGUUAGCAAGUAUAGUUAGGUAACACCUUUUCAGUAUUUGUUUAAAACUGAUUUAUUAUGAUUACCUACCUUUCUAUAAAGUGAACGAUAUUUACACCAUUUAUAUUAACUAUUAGCUAUGUAGUUUUAUUUUAUUUUGUAGACUUGUAAGUGGUUUAAGUAUACAUUUUACUUUAAAUUAUUGAUAUCCAUGUUUAGAUGCUUAAUUAAUUUGAACAACAAAAUACACUACAAUUUUUUCCUUUAUAUGUGGAUUUUGUGCAUAUAUUGUUCGAGUUUAAUUUCUUAUUGGUAUUCACACGAUAGAGUACAAGUUGGUGAUUUACCAUUGUAGAGUGUAUAGACAGUGAUCUUGUAAUUUCAUCACAAUUUUUAGUACCAUGGUUCAUGAAAUGUUCAUUUUAUAAAAGAGCAGUGCCUUCUAAAUAUGAGUGUAAUGCUACGACAUGCGACUAUGAUUUCAAAAUAAACAUUGAAGAUAAUAGUAGAUGUAGGAAUUUUUGAUAUAAAAUACAUUUUGUGUACUUUAAUGAAUAGAAUGUAGUUGUAGGGACCAAUUUUGAAGGCAUUGAAAUAAGCUUUGACGAUGAGUAAUUAAAAUCUUUAAUUGAACAUUGUGUUUAAUUUUACAUACUCAUAUCCACCUACAAGAUGUGCUCAGUAAUUAACCAACGAAUCUUAAGCUGUGCCUCCAAACUUGGUCCUAUUGGCUAGGAUUCCUAAAAUAUUUAUAGAAAUUAAAAAUGUGUACCUUAAGCUAAUUUGACUUUGAAAACCUCAUAAUUUUUCCUCACAAAGAUAGUUGUUUUUUUAUUGUGUAUGACUGUACAGAUGAUUUUGUAGUUCCGCGAUACAUAUCAAAUAUAUGAAAAAACAUGCUUUAACGAAUUGGCGUCAUGUUCAGAUGUAAUGUUUAUUUCUUUAUAAGACAUUUAAUAUGCAAAUAUGUAUUAAGGUGUGCUAUAGAUUCGAACCUUAUUAUUUGUAAAAUUGUAUAAACAAUUAAAUUUAAAGCUGUAGAAAUUAUAUUUUUAUAGGAUUGAAAAUUUCCUACGCGCUGUUCUAUGAGAUGCACCCACCCACAAACCUCUAUGGAUUGUUCACUACGCUGUUGGCCAUUUUAUAGACCUAAUAAAACUUCAUUUCUUUAUAUAGUGAAAGUAAUAGUGCAAAUAAAUUGUCAGCUGUAUCUUUUAUAAGACAAAAUAUAUUUUUUUUAGUUUCAGACAACACUAAGGUUCUACUAAAAUGUGUUGUGUGAGUUCUCAUGCUACGUGCAUUAACGCAAAUAGAGCUGCGAUCACAAUUUAAACGAAUCACAUAUUUUUUUCCAGUAACAUGUAAAUCAGUUAAAAUGUGUUUAAAAUUAUUGAAUUGCGAUUUAAGUAUACGCUCAAUAUGUAAAAUUAUUAUAUGUAUUGGUUAUAUAUUUUAUUUAGAAACCUCCCUUAUUUUAUAAGUUGCAUAAUACAUAUUUAGACAUAUUGUAGAUUUUCCCAUCGAUGUUAUGUUUUGAAAUAAUUGUUCGUUCCAUACUUUUGCAAGAAAACGGACAGUUAUAUAUUACUUUUCGAUAUUGUUUUUGCUGGAAGGAUAAACGUUUAGCGCGAAAAAUCAUUAAUAAAAAAAUCUUGAACAAUAAACUGCAAUAAAUAAAUAAAAUAUUUAGCUGUGUGCCUAAAAUUAAUAAUGUAUUGGUUCCAACAAAUUUAAAACCAUCAAAUAUUCAUUGCCCGGUCUGCAGAUCGAAAUUAAAGUUUUCACAGCUGAAACAUUCUGACAAUAGAUAUAAAAUAAUUGUUAGGAGACUUAAUUGUUUAUCAAACUUUUAAUAAUUGCUUUCAUAAUAGUAUAUAUAAUACACACCUAUAACGUUUAUAUUGAUUUCUUACGUUUACGCGAAUGUGAGAAAUUGAAAUAAAACUAUUUUUCGGAUUUUGAAGAGUAGUCUUCAUGGUCGCCAUGUUCCCAUGAAGGCUAUAAAUAUAAAGACUUCGAAACUUCGAAACAACCGUCACAAAAAAAAAUUGUUUAGUAAACGUUUUUUAAAUAUUUUUUUUUUUUACGUUAUACCCUUACUGCUGCAGGUGUCCGUUUUUUUGCAAGAGCGUGUAUUUUAACGAUAAAUGUGUUAACAAGCCCCAUUUUCUUAAUCAUAAAUUGAUUUAGUGUUCAUUUAACAGUGACUUAUUAGAACUAAUAUUAUCGAGUGGGGAGUAAAUAUAAAAUCUCAUAAUAUUUUGAGCUAUUAUUAGUGUUAGUAAGAUUGUGUAACUGAUAGUGUGUAACCAUUAUUGAUAUACCCAUAGACAGUACAGAAAUGUGCCUAGAAAUUUGUGCUUAUCCAUGUAUUUUUAUAGUGCAAUACCAUGUAAGAUUAUAUGCAAAUUUUAUAGCCAGUUUGAGCCCAAAUUGUUUUGGUUGCUUAUAACACAAGUGAAUAUUUUUACUACGGUCCUGAGUCCAUGACUUAAACAAAUGAUAAAUAAUAUUGAGACAUUACAAUCGUUUGCUGCGUAUCGUAGUGCAUUUCCUUAGCCAGGGAGUUUGGCAUUUAUGUUCCAAAUUGAUUACCGUAGUAAGACAUGAUGUGAUAGCAAAUAAACUUUUUUACGCUACAA
This is a messenger RNA of Manduca sexta (tobacco hornworm), 4764 nucleotides long. RefSeq lists its product as uncharacterized. The record is from RefSeq and is a predicted model, not a curated record. Bases 258 to 1970 code for a protein of 570 amino acids. Gene Ontology annotation, biological process: regulation of transcription by RNA polymerase II. Lineage: Eukaryota; Metazoa; Arthropoda; Insecta; Lepidoptera; Sphingidae. Gene Ontology annotation, molecular function: transcription cis-regulatory region binding. Gene Ontology annotation, cellular component: nucleus. The transcript has 4 exons.